AUGUCUCUUCAUCUGCAGGCUGUACUUGAAACAGUUGAUGCCAUUGUUGGUGAUGAUUCAAGAGAGUCUUGGGAAGUUCUGAAUUCAAAUGGAUCCCACAGUGCAAGCUCAGAAUUACUGGCUUCACUGGAGACCCUCUCUGAUGGGUUGGAUGGGGAGAUUGUGUUUGAGACUAAAGGGAUCCAUCUCAACAGAACGCCGUUUGACAACUCCUUUAGGGCAGAUCUGAACAACAGCAUUGUCCUAGACAUUCCAGACACCAACCUCAGCAAUGUCUUUAUCACCACCAUGAUCUUCUCCACCCUUAAUAAUGUCUUGCCAGCACGGAACUCCAGCUUUGACAACAGCCUCUUAAAUGGCACCAUUAAUGAUACUGUCACCGAUAAUGCCAUUAACGCUGCAGUGGUGCUUGUCAAAAUAAAUGCAACAAUUCAGAAUGUUACUCUGAGCUAUGACAAGCUGAACAUGUCCCUGUCACUAGACCCACAGUGUGUCUUCUGGAACUUCACACUGUUUGAUAAUCUGGGUGGUUGGGAUCAUGAGGGUUGUACGUUUGUUUCCGACAUAAAUGACACGGUAAAGUGCAACUGUAACCAUCUCACCUCUUUCUCAAUUUUGAUGGCAACAAACAUCCCUUUAGAAGUGAGAAAAGUCUUGGAUGUAUUCACUUAUGUUGGAGUUGGGAUAUCUCUGGCAAGCUUAGUCAUCUGUCUCAUUAUUGAAGGAUACGUUUGGAAAGCCAUCACCAGAAAUAGCACUGCCUUCAUGCGUCACGUUUCCAUCAUUAACACUGCCCUUUCUCUGUUGAUUGCUGACAUCUGUUUCAUCAUUUCUGCCAGUAUCGCUAAGAAUCCCCUUGAAAACCCAGGGGAGAACUUUGACGUUCCAAAGGGAGCAUGCAGCACAGCAACAUUUUUUAUGCACUUUUUCUACCUUGCUCUGUUCUUUUGGAUGCUUGUGUCAGGCCUUCUCCUCUUUUACCGGACAGUCAUGGUCUUCUCCCACAUGUCCAAGUCAACCAUGUUGGUGAUUGGCUUCACAUUAGGCUAUGGUGGCCCUCUGAUUAUUGCCAUUACUACUGUUGCUGUCACAUCCCCGAGAAAGCAAUACGUUGACUUUUUUUGUUGGCUCAACUGGUUUCAGACAAAGGCCCUACUGGGAAUGGUGAUACCUGCCUUGACUAUAGUUUUCAUCAACAUUUCAAUCAUAAUUGUGGUUUUGUUCAAAAUGUUGAGAAGAGUUGUCGGAGACACUGCCCAAACACAUAAAAAGCAUAGACCUGUGGUAAUUUUUAGGUGUGUCGUACUUUUUUUAAGUCAUCCUUUAUUUGGACUGACCUGGUCUUUGGGAGUGGGAACUGUGAUUUCGCCAAAUCAAGGAAUCCACAUUGCCUUUGCAUUCUUCAGUUCACUACAGGGUUUCUUCAUUUUAGUGUUUGGGACCCUAUUCGAUUCAAAGAUCUGUUCUAUCCUCUCAAGAAAAUGACCAACAUCAAGCACUGGCCCCAAUCCAAAAAGAAGAAGAGAGACACUGUUGUCCGGCAAGUGCGUCUGGACCUGUGUGACCUGCAGCCCAUCUUCGAUGACAUGCUGCACAUCCUGAACCCAGACGAGCUGCACAUCAUCGAGAAGGGAGGAGGGAUCUGACGACACUGACUACACACCUCUCUGCACCUGCAACCUGACUGAGCGAAAUCACUGCUAAUUCAUGUUAGCAUUAACUCUUGCAUAAACAAGGAUGUUCAUUUUGACUAGCAAAAAACAAAAACAAAACGUAUGUUACUUACCUAAAAAAAAUGUUUUGAAAUGAAAUGUCUAUUAGUCCAACCAAACACAGAACAAGACAUUUUUAAUCAACAAAAUAUUCAAAUAAACUGUCAUUAAGUGAAAAUACAGUGAAAGGGUCAAAGUAAUGAGACGAAACCGGUAAACAUACUUUUUUUUAAAAAUUUUUUUUAACUUUACUGACGCAUUGCCAUCAAUAUGGAUUGUUACGCUUUUCUCCUGAUGACGGCUCGCCUUGUUAGUGACCUGUCAAUCAAUGGUAGCCACGGCCAAAAUCAUAUGAUUCUUUAUCUUCUUUAUUUUUUUCUAAAUGGGGCCAUUAUUUAAACUAUUAACAUCAAAUGUCUUGAAGAAGGUUUUUUUAAUAAAAAAAUUCUGAAGU
Messenger RNA from Centropristis striata (black sea bass), 2166 nucleotides. Its product is annotated as adhesion G-protein coupled receptor F1-like. Gene Ontology annotation, molecular function: G protein-coupled receptor activity. Gene Ontology annotation, cellular component: membrane. Lineage: Eukaryota; Metazoa; Chordata; Actinopteri; Perciformes; Serranidae. Gene Ontology annotation, biological process: G protein-coupled receptor signaling pathway; cell surface receptor signaling pathway. Bases 1 to 1485 code for a protein of 494 amino acids. The record is from RefSeq and is a predicted model, not a curated record. The transcript is spliced from 4 exons.